Messenger RNA from Anastrepha obliqua, 2297 nucleotides. RefSeq names its product chitooligosaccharidolytic beta-N-acetylglucosaminidase (gene Hexo1). Gene Ontology annotation, cellular component: membrane. Lineage: Eukaryota; Metazoa; Arthropoda; Insecta; Diptera; Tephritidae. Gene Ontology annotation, biological process: carbohydrate metabolic process; glycosaminoglycan metabolic process; ganglioside catabolic process. Bases 326 to 2146 code for a protein of 606 amino acids. The record is from RefSeq and is a predicted model, not a curated record. Gene Ontology annotation, molecular function: beta-N-acetylhexosaminidase activity. The transcript has 3 exons.
AUAAACGUGUUGGAAAUGUUCAAUGUUAAAAACCGAUAAGCGCCUGCGCUACACAGAACAAAAAUCGAAUGCAUCAGCGACAUAUAACCAACCGUCCAAGCAAACUAAUUACAUAUUCGUGCCUUUUUAAUCUGUUUUGUUGUUACGUCUUACUGUCCACGUGUGGUCAUAUUUUCGUGUUUUCUUUCGCUAUGUUGUUCUCUUGUUUGUGCUGACAACGGGUACAAAAUCGGUUGGCUCUUUUGUGGCCAUUCCAGUAACAGCCACCACCGUGAGAUAACUGAAUGCUACUACGUUGCAAAUUAUUACAAGGCGAACAAAGAACAUGAAGGUGUUAAUACCAUUGCUGGCUAUAUUUGUUUUGGGAGUGCAGCAGUCCUGCGCUUCAGGCGAUGACUUGAUUUAUGGUUAUGAAUGCCAAAGAAAUAUAUGUGUCAAAGCUGAGUUGGACGCGCAGAACUUUGAGAAGGCAAUUAGCUUGCCAGUAUGCCGCCUGUUCUGUGGCAACGACGUCCCCGGCACAGUGUGGCCACGUCCAAGUGGGCUUGUUAAAUUUGAAAGCUAUAUGUUGGCGGUCGACACAGAAAAUAUUGAAUUUCGAUUCCCCACCUUGAGCAAGCAGGCACAUCUUUGGGAAGCGAUCAAAGAUCGUUUUAUGCAACUCCUCUACUCAGGCGUACCGAAUAAAAACGUUCUCAAGAAAGGCGGUCGUCAACUAAUUGUGUUAGUGAAAUUGAAAUCGGCUUUAGAUGAUGUGGUGCCUAGGCUAACUUUAGACACUGAUGAGAGCUAUACUCUGCAUAUUACUUCAGCGGAUAGCAGCACAGCAACUGCAAUGAUUUCAGCCAACAGUUAUUUUGGCGCCCGUCAUGGCAUGGAAACGUUAUCUCAGUUAUUGGUAUACGAUGAUAUUAGACGCGAGAUACAGAUUUUGGCUAAGGCCGAUAUCGAAGACAGCCCGGCCUUCAAAUGGCGUGGUUUACUCUUAGAUACGUCGCGCAAUUACUUCAGUGUGAACUCAAUUAAGCGAACCCUGGAUGCAAUGGCUAUGGUGAAACUGAAUACUUUUCACUGGCAUAUAACUGAUUCUCACAGCUUCCCAUUCGAAGUGAAAUCUCAACCGGAACUGUAUAAAUUAGGGGCUUAUUCACAACGUAAGAUUUACAGCCAUGAGGAUAUUGUCGAUAUAGUGGAAUAUGGACGCGUGCGAGGUAUUCGUGUAAUGCCCGAGUUUGAUGCCCCGGCUCAUGUUGGGGAAGGUUGGCAACACAAGAAUAUGGUGACGUGUUUUAAUGCACAGCCAUGGAAAAAUUAUUGCGUAGAGCCUCCUUGUGGUCAGCUGGAUCCCACCGUUAAAGAAUUGUAUCCAGUAUUGGAAAAUAUAUAUCGGGAAAUGUUUGAGCUUUUCGAUCCCGACGUUUUCCAUAUGGGCGGAGAUGAAGUGUCAGUUAAUUGUUGGAAUAGUAGUAAAAGCAUACAAAAUUGGAUGCUAGAAAAGGGGUGGGGCUUAAGUGAGCCUGAUUUUAUCCGUCUUUGGAAUCAUUUUCAAAGUGAAGCUUUAAACCGAGUAGAUACAGUAACUCACAAUCAGCAACCGUCCAUUACGUUGUGGACCAGCAGGCUCACUGAAGAGCCUUACAUCGAUGAAUAUUUAGAUAAGGACCGCUAUAACAUACAAAUAUGGACAACAGGGGCUGAUACAAAAAUAAACAACAUAUUAAAACGUGGAUUUCGGAUUAUAAUAUCAAACUACGAUGCUUUAUACUUUGAUUGCGGUGGUCCUGGUUGGGUUAACGAUGGCAGCAAUUGGUGUUCACCCUAUAUUGGCUGGCAGAAGGUUUAUGAUAAUGACUUGGAUAGAAUUGCUGGAGAGUACAAGUCUCAAGUAAUGGGCGCUGAAGCAGCUAUUUGGUCAGAGCAAAUCGAUGAAUUCACGCUAGAUUCGCGUUUCUGGCCACGAGCUAGCGCAUUAGCCGAACGUCUAUGGUCGAACCCAAAGGAAUCGUGGCGGCAAGCAGAAGCGCGAAUGUUAUAUCAUCGGCAACUUUUGACGGAACGCGGAAUUGGGGCGGAAUCGAUGCAGCCGGAAUGGUGUUUACAAAACGAAAACCAGUGCCCGAUCAAUGCUUACGACGAAAAAUUUUGAAACUCCGUUCAAUACUUAUUUUCGUUGUGCUUGCUCUUGUAAUUGCAAUAGUAAUCGUUCUUUUCCCUGUACUUAUAACUGUAUUAUACCUUUUUAAAAUGUUAAAAAAACCGAAUUUGAAAAAGGAUGACAGAUUUAAAGACAAAUGAAA